AUGGAAAGCAUUAUUCCUGCUUAUUCCUCAAGCUGCAGGUAUUCAGACAUUUUUGGAGCAUUUGUUACUGCAUGCAUUUGGUUUGCAUUCAAUAAAGUGAUUGUUGGAGUGUCUCUUUGCUUGGGAAGCUCUGUGACUCAUAAAAAUGUUUUCAUGGAAUACGUUCUUGUUUGGGUGAUUUGCGCAUUGAAUAUAACCGCCGCCGUUUUGAUUAUUGUUGUUUAUGCUGAUGGAUACUACUCUCUUCAUUUGCCGAUAUUGAGAGCAUCAAUGGCGAUGUCCUGCAUCGAUCUCAUUGUCUCUCUGAUAUUUACACUACAGAUAAUCAAACUGUUCUGCUCAUUCAAAAAUCGGCAAGUCAGGGAAAAUGAGCAGCAAGGACAAAAUAAUUGCGAGCCCGAGGAAAUUGUCCCUUCCGCGCCCAACCGGUCGGCUUUUGCUACUACAACUGCGCCACCUAGACCACCACCACCAAAUACAACGACAUUCGCCUCGCCACAAAGCCAAGCUGCUGUUCCAGUUUCAUUACCCGUCACUGGGCCUGCACCCCAGACAAUUCCAGUCGCCAACAGCUUACCAACUUACGUUCAACUUCCGAAUGGUCAACUGCAGAUGGUGCAGCCAAUUCAACAACCAACAGUCCAAACAAUUUAUGUUGCUCCACCACCACCUCGACCAGUCGUCCCUGUCCAAACAAGCGAGGAUUUUCUCUAUCGCUUUGUGAUCGCUCAAAUACUUCUGAUGCUGACGAACAUUGCCUUUGCUGGAGUUUGUGUUGGAUAUCUCGCUCAUGGAAUUUUAUCCUGCAAACAUGCAACAUGA
Molecule: messenger RNA, 822 nt
Organism: Oikopleura dioica
Lineage: Eukaryota; Metazoa; Chordata; Appendicularia; Copelata; Oikopleuridae
Source: the annotation of a GenBank genome assembly